AUGCAGAAUCAUGAGGAAUCUGAGGCGCGCCUAAAGGUCGAACAGGGAGCAAGUUAUUUGAACAACUCAUCACCCACCUCGGCGCCGUCUCCAUUAGCUACUGUCGUUGCAACUCACCCUGCUCUCAAGCCCAUACGCCCUUCACCCCAAGCGCAUGGAUACGGCAGUUCUAAUUUAGAGACGCAACAAUCGCAUAUUCACCCGCAACUUAGAACUUCCUCUGGAGGUGUCCCGGCAUCUGAUAUGAUGCAGAGAGGAGUCUCACCUCCGUCUGACGAAGGCGCACCCGUUUCCGCGUCUCCUGUGGCCAACAUGGCUGCCCAAGGUCUCUUAGGACACGAACCUGACGAUUCCGUAACGGACGGGCGAAAGGCGAAGCGGGAAUUAUCGCAAUCGAAAAGAGCCGCCCAGAAUAGAGCUGCUCAGCGCGCUUUUAGACAAAGAAAGGAGCAUUACAUCAAGAAGCUCGAGCAGCAGGUGCGCGAUUAUGGUGAGAUGGAGCACAGCUUCAAGGCCAUCCAGAACGAUAAUUAUGCUCUCCGCGAGUACGUAAUCCAAUUACAGUCCCGCCUCUUAGACUUGCAGGUCGAGUUACCACAGCCACCCCCCAACGUAAAUAUUGCCCCCCCUGCUGCGGCCUCGACUAGCGCUCGUGGUGCGCACGCGACCACGGCUCCUGAAGCCGGUCCUAAUAAUGCCAACAACGCCGGGACGCUAGCGGACGUUGCGGCGGCAGUGGCUGGUUUGAGAGCUAGAGAGCCUUCCGCCGAUGGGCUGUAUACGAAACCUUACAAGGCAGAAUCCAACGAGGACUCGCAAACAGCCGAGGAAAUCCGCAGGCAGCUCCAGCAGGAGGGAGGACCGGCUCCCUCGUCCUUGCGAGCCUAG
This is a messenger RNA of Daldinia caldariorum, 888 nucleotides long. RefSeq lists its product as uncharacterized. Gene Ontology annotation, molecular function: DNA-binding transcription activator activity, RNA polymerase II-specific; transcription cis-regulatory region binding. The record is from RefSeq and is a predicted model, not a curated record. Gene Ontology annotation, cellular component: RNA polymerase II transcription regulator complex. NCBI's taxonomy places the organism in Eukaryota, Fungi, Ascomycota, Sordariomycetes, Xylariales, Hypoxylaceae. Bases 1 to 888 code for a protein of 295 amino acids. The transcript is spliced from 3 exons.